CUAUUUCGACGUUUGAGCUCUGAAGGUUUGAAUGACAUACUGGAAAUGAUAUUGCUUGCUAUGAAACCGUUCUUACUUAAGCUUAAACAUAAGUCACAGCUGGAUGUUGAUGAGCCAGCCUCAGGCAAUGGGCGCAUUGUAAUAAGUCGUAAAAAAGUGAAUUGUCAUGACUAUCCGCUAGCAGAAAAAAAAUCCAAAUUACCUAUAGAAACACCAUCGCCAGCAUCUGAUGGAAAUGGUUCACCUAUCGGUGGUAUAGCUGGAAGUCCAGCAUCUGGGGUGCUACUAUUAGGCGGCCAACAAAACUUAUUAAGUGCGGCAACAUCUUUAGGGGAGUAUACAAUGCCUGAACGUAACUACUGGCAAGAACGCCCUUCAGAAUGUCGAAAGGAUCUUGAAUCAAUGCGAAAUAAAAUCAAAACGCGCUAUAGUUCCAUUGCACAGCGAGGCAAUUAUGGUAAACAAAAUUCUCCCUACCCGAAUAACUGGCGCAUGAAUGGCACACUGAUAGCACAUUUACAUGAACACUCUGAGUCAGUUAUUAAACUGGCUGCACUUAAACCACAUGGUCCGCUUUUUGCUAGUGGCAGCAUAGAUGGUACGGUACGUUUGUGGGAUUGUAACAAACUAAAUGGCAAUCAAACCAUAAACAAGUCACGACAAGUGUAUUCUGCAAAUACACCAAUAUAUGCUUUAGCAGCCUGUGAUGGUGGACAAUCAUUGGCAGUUGGUGGAAAGGAUGGAAGUCUACUUAUAAUGCGUAUCGAUAGAAAUUCUUCAAAGAUGACCUUACAACAAGCACUCCAUUUAAAUCAAAAUGAACACAGUGAUGGCCCUGUAGUAGAUAUGGUAUCCUAUGAUCACACGUCACCUAAUAUUAUUAUAUAUGCCACACUAUACGGCGCUAUUGUAGCUUGGGAUACACGCAUACAACAAUGUGCUUGGCGUUUAGAAAAUGAACUACGUCAUGGAGUGAUUACAACAAUAUGUGCUGACUCUACAGGUUCCUGGCUUGCUACUGGUACCAGUGGUGGCAAACAUAUAUGCUGGGACUUACGUUUUAGAUUAGCUAUUGCAGAAAUAAAACAUCCCUCAGAUUCUUGGAUACGUAAAGUAGCUUGCCAUCCUACAGAGCCUUCCUGCUUAAUAUCAGCUUCAAAAUCUAAUAAUGAAGUUUCGAUUUGGAAUAUAGAAACAAAUCAUAGACAAACUGUACUCUGGGCUAGUCCAGCACCUCCAUUAUCCAACACUAGUAUGAACGAUCCGGCAACAACAUGUGGUGUCUUAAGUGGUGUUGUAGACAAUUCGCCUUUUAUUCUGACUGGAAGUUCAGAUCAACGUAUACGGUUCUGGAAUUUAUGUGACCCCAAAAGCUCAGCAUUGGUUGUGCCAUCGCCGAAGGAUAAUUUAAAUGAUAUUACAUUCAAUUAUAAUACACGGUUGAUUGAUGGCAGUCACGUUAUAGAGGAAAAUAUUAUUUCGCUUGGUAAUAAUACUGACAUGAAUGCCUUGCGAGUGUCAGCUGAAGAAAAUCCAAGAUCUGGCCCAGACAUGCCAUCAGCCAGUCAUCAAGACGCAAUUGCCGACUUACUGAUGUGCAAAAGUGAUAAAGGACAAAUAUAUAUAGCAUCAGCAGCGCGGGAUGGUGCUAUCAAACUAUGGAAAUAAUUUAAGUUACAAUUAUUUAUAUAAUUUGAAUUAUUUUGCAAUUCUUUUAUUCUCAAACUAUUUUAU
This is a messenger RNA of Teleopsis dalmanni, 1734 nucleotides long. Its product is annotated as phosphoinositide 3-kinase regulatory subunit 4-like. Gene Ontology annotation, cellular component: phosphatidylinositol 3-kinase complex, class III, type I; late endosome; phosphatidylinositol 3-kinase complex, class III, type II. The record is from RefSeq and is a predicted model, not a curated record. Gene Ontology annotation, molecular function: protein serine/threonine kinase activity; protein binding. NCBI's taxonomy places the organism in Eukaryota, Metazoa, Arthropoda, Insecta, Diptera, Diopsidae. The transcript has 6 exons. Gene Ontology annotation, biological process: macroautophagy; late endosome to vacuole transport; protein phosphorylation. The annotation marks the transcript as partial.